AUGUCCUCGCCUCCAUCGAAACGGCAGGACCUGCAGGGAAUCCGAGGACUGGCGAUCCUUUCGGUGCUCGGUUUCCACUUCUACCCGCACCUCUUUCCGAACGGCUACCUCGGAGUCGAUCAGUGAGUCUCUCAGUUCCCCAGCAGACCUUCCGUUCUCUUCCAGAUUCUUCGUGCUCUCCGGCUUCCUCAUGUGCAUGUUGCUCACCAAAACAGAGAAGAAGCCGCCGUGUUCCGUGCUCGUGCACUUCUACUCCCGUCGCUUCAAACGCAUCCUGCCCCUUUAUCUGCUCAUCCUCCUGCUCACCGUCGUCGCCCUCUACACGGUGUUCCCCGAUUCUGCGGUGCUCCAGAAUCAGUCGUCCGCCACGAAGGCCUUGUUAUUCGUCUCGAAUCGGCCACACACUGGCGAGGAGGACUACUUCGAAAAGGUUUCCUUCCGCCCUUAUUCCCUCCCACUCAACUAUUUUCAGCUGCAACUGGCUAUCGAUCUCUUCACUCACACAUGGUCCCUUUCGGUCGAAAUACAGUUCUACUUCAUUGUUCCUGCCAUCUUUCUCGUUGGCAAUAGGUUCUCUCCCGCCCUCAAAUACGGCUAUUAUUUUAUUCUCGGUGAGUUUCCUUCAUUUUCCUGUUCCUUAAACAUGAACUUUGCAGGUCUUGCUUCCCUUUUCUUCUAUUUCUCAUCGUCUUCAACUGUCGCAUUCAACAGUGUCUUCGCGAGAAUAUGGCAGUUUCUCAUCGGAAUGGUCAUAUAUCUCACGUCUUCCAAGAUUCCAACAGUGAACAAUGUGCCAUAUGAACUUCUGGAAUCAGGUAAUGGGAAGGUAAAACUUCUGGAAGAAAGCGAUGGACUCGAAGAGAGCGACAAAGAAGAAGAAGAGGAAGGAAAGGAAAAGGAAAGAUCCGCGAAGGAUACAAUGAAUUUGGGUCCAUUCUCCAAAUACUUCUUCCUCAUUCCGUUGGCCUACAUUCUCACGUAUCCCAUUGCUCUCUAUCCGUUCCUCCUCAGACCCUUUUUCACUGUUUUCACCGGUUUUCUAAUGCUUCUCUCGAUAGGAGACGCAUAUCUCAGCAACCGAUUUCUCACUUACAUUGGUGAUAUUUCCUAUUCACUUUACCUGAUUCACUGGCCAAUGUACGCCUACGCUAAGUUGAGUUUCCCUGGCAAUCAGAUAGGUAAAUAGUACACUUUUGUUCCAUUCUCUAUUUAUAAUUCGAUUUCAGUUUUAAUGGCAAGUUUACUGAUAUCUGUACUUUUGGCAGUUCUGAUCUAUGAGACUUUCGAGAAGUAAGUUCGACUCUACAGGCGGCACCAAUUCAAACAAUUUUCAGAUGGUACCUCAAACUUUCCAACACGAGCAUUUCCAUUCUGGUCGUUAUGCUCUUCUUCUCCAACCUCGUACUCAUCCACAAAGAUGUGAUCCACGAGAAGUUCUCCCCCGUAAUGCGCAAUUUCACGAGGCUUGACGGGGUUCUUCCGAACAUGACAUUCGGUAGGUUUCCCCUCCAUUUUUUCUUUUUCGUCUGCAACUGAUUUCAGAUGACGCCGACCGUCUAAACAAUCACUGGAGUGCUACUGAUUUAGGAGGACUCCGGGAGCCUGGAUGUGUGAAACGAACGCCCGGGAAAGUGUGGUGUGACUUUGAGGAAAAGGGAAAAGACUUCAAGUUGGUGAUAUUCGGAAACAGUUUGACUGAGAAUCACCAUAAAAUGUUCCUUCAAGAGUGCAGAUAUCGGGCUUACAACGUCACAAUGUAUUCCGAAUACGGUAUGAGAACUGCUCUUUUUCUCUUUUCUAUUUGAAAUCGCUCAGGUUGUGAGCCGUUGGCUGCUCUCUCGAACGAAGAGCACUGCAAGAGACAUCUGGUGGACUUUGUUGACUUUCUGACGAGUGCGAAGCCGGACUACGCCUUCCUCAUCACUCGAUACUUUGCCACGGGAGUUCCGUUCGUGAACAACGUCACCGAUUUGGAGACGGAUUCCACGUAUCAGCAGAUGCGCAGUCAGAUUAACAAAUUCGUUCCGCACAUCAAAAAGAAGCUGUUCGUUCUUGACGCGUUCCCGCGAACCAAUCGAUAUUAUGUGGGAACGAUCGCGAAAGAUCUGAAGAAGAACAGGAAACUGGAAGAGAUCCACGUGAGAGAGUCGUUCGAUGACAUCCUUCCGAAUCGUGCAUUUCAGAAGACACUGGUGGACCCGGACCCCACGUGGCAGCUGGCUCGUUUCCGGACGGAAGCGGUCGUGAAAGAGUGCGGAGCCAAGUGCGAACUCAUCGAUUAUCAGUCGCUUCUCUACAAUAACGCCACUCGCCGCUUCGAGUUUUUCGACGAAAAAGGUUUCAGCUACUUCACAGCCAUAAAUCAUUUAUCGGCGCACGGAAUGGAACUCGUCAGACCUAUUUAUACAGAUAUUUGUGCCAAUUUAACAUAG
This is a messenger RNA of Caenorhabditis sp. 36 PRJEB53466, 2432 nucleotides long. The record is from the annotation of a GenBank genome assembly. Lineage: Eukaryota; Metazoa; Nematoda; Chromadorea; Rhabditida; Rhabditidae.